CUUUAAUAUAAGUAUAGAUUCUUUGGCCCACUAUAAUUAGCCUUAUGGGAGGCCCAUUUUCUUACCACACAAUUACCGGAAUACCCCUCGCCAUUUCCCUACCUCACUCCAGUCUCCAGCCCCCUCACUGUUCUUGAUCUAGGGUUUCAUCUCCUCCCAUUCCCAAAUGCAACUGAAAUUCGUGUGAUUUUCCCUCAUUAGUUAACCGUCGCAUCGAUUCAAAACAGUGAAGGAAAAAUGGCGUCUUCGUUUAUGCAUCAAUUUUCGAAGAAGAAGGAAAUAUUGAAGCGGUCGUCGAAGAAGUAUUUAGAAGAGGCGCUCUACACGAAGCUGCUCAGCGAUGGCGGAGAAGAACGGAAUGUCAGGACCAAGUUGAAUGAGUUUCUCAAGUCCCGUAAGAGUGCUUUUAAGUGGGAAGUUGGUCACACUCUCAAGGUCCUCCGCAGCCGCAGACUCUAUGGCCCGGCACUCAAGCUAUCGGAGAUCAUGGAAAAAAGAGGAAUGAACAAAACUGUUAGCGAUCAAGCAAUACAUCUUGAUCUAGUAGCAAAAGCUCGAGGUAUUCCUGCUGCUGAAGCCUACUUCAUCAGCCUGCCGGAGUCAUCAAAAAGUCAUCUUACGUAUGGCGCCCUUUUCAAUUGUUACUGCACAGACUCAAUGACCGAAAAGGCAGAAUCUUUGUUCGAAAAGAUGAAAGAACUCAAUUUGGAACUAACUUCCAUGCCGUAUAACAGCCUCAUGAACCUAUACUUGAAAAACGGGGCUCCUCAAAUGAUUCCACCCUUAAUCCAAGAAAUGAAAGCGGCCGAUAUCAUGCCCGACACUUUCACUUACAAUGUAUGGAUGAAGUCUCUUGCUGCUGUGAAUGAUAUAUCGGGAGUUGAAAGAGUUAUUGAUGAAAUGAAGAGAGAUGGCCGAGUCUCUGCAGAUUGGACGACCUACAGUAAUUUGGCAUCCAUUUACGCUAAUGCCGGAUUAUAUGAAAAAGCAGAAAAAGCGCUUAAGGAACUGGAAACCAAAAGGGCCCGCAAAGAUUUCUUGGCCUAUCAGUUUCUGAUCACGCUGUACGGUAAAACCGGAAAUCUACUCGAAGUAUACCGUGUUUGGCGUUCGUUGAUGGUGGCUUUUCCGAAAACUGCUAACAUGAGUUAUCUGAAUAUGAUUCAGGUGCUUGUUAACUUGAAUGAUUUGCCGGGUGCAGAGAAAUGUUUUCACGAAUGGUCGAUUAGUUGCUCGACUUACGAUAUCCGUAUUGCAAACGUCCUUAUCGGAGCUUAUCUUAAAGAAGGCUCGUAUAAGAAGGCAGAUAACCUCAAAUAUAUGUCUCAGAAGAGAGGAACGAAAGCUAAUGCUAAGACUUGGGAGCUUUUUAUCGACUUCCAUCUUAAGAAUGGACCUAUUAGAGCUGUUGUGAGAUGCAUUGAUAACGCAAUCUCUGCUGGUAUAGAGAAUGGGCGUAAGUGGGUCCCAAAGCCGGAAGUUGUUGAGAAGGUUAUGAAACAUUUUGAGGAAAACAAGGAUGUCGAGGCUGCUGAGGGUUUUCUGGAGGUAUUGAAGAAGUCUGAGGAUGAGUUGGGGAAUACGGUGUUUGAGUCGUUGAUUAGAAUCUAUGCGGUUGCUGAGAAGAAGAGUGACAUUAUGCGCCGGAGGAUUAAGAUGGAGAAUGUGGAGCUGAGUGAUGAAGGUAAGAAGUUAUUGGAUGAAAUAUCUGAGGAAUGAGAUUGUUAUUUGUUUUCGAAUGUUUUUUUUUCUUUUCUUUUUUUUUUUUAGCUGGAAGGCUAGCGUUGAAGAGAUUAUUGAAUGGAUUAUUAUGCUCAACACUUUGGCAGUNGUCUAUUGAUUAUCAUCCAUCUUAUAACUAAUCAACUACACUAAAUUUGUGCUCAAAUGGACAGAUAGUUACAAUA
Messenger RNA from Striga asiatica, 1907 nucleotides. Lineage: Eukaryota; Viridiplantae; Streptophyta; Magnoliopsida; Lamiales; Orobanchaceae. The record is from the annotation of a GenBank genome assembly.